UGUAAUAUCCUAAAUUAACGUUUAGGUAACAAAAGCCGAAAGGAAGAUCGAUCUCUGUCUGACUGUGUCUGUCUCUCUCUCCUGAAUGCUGAAUCUCCCAUCAAAGAAGAAACAGGAAAAACAAGACUUCUGUCGUCUUCUUCACUUUUGUCUCCCCGUCCGUCCACAGAUCAAUUCAUUCAUUACCCACUUUGUUUCUUUGAAAAAAUCAACCACUGUCACUGCCUUUCUUGUUCAUAUUGGGGUUUUCAUCAAUUGUGUCAAUUAACCUAAGAAUUGAUGGUAUUGUUUAUGUGAAAAUGGGUUUCCGAUGGAAUGGCAAAAGAGAGUUUCUGUGUCACUGAAGUUUUUCGAUUAUUGAAGAAGACUGUAUGGGGAGUUCACAGCAGGCCGCUAGCUUUGGGGACUCUCAACAAAUCUCCUCUGAUAAUGUUAAUGGUCUGUGCCUGGCUCUUUCUUCUAGUUUGUUUAUUGGGUCCAGUUUUAUCAUCAAGAAAAAGGGUCUUCAAAAAGCUGCUGCAUCUGGCCUAAGGGCAGGCUCUGGAGGCUAUUCUUACUUGAUGGAGCCGCUUUGGUGGGCAGGAAUGAUAACAAUGAUUGUUGGAGAAGUUGCUAACUUUGCAGCUUAUGCAUUUGCACCUGCUGUCCUAGUCACACCUCUUGGUGCACUCAGUAUUAUUAUCAGUGCUGUACUUGCUCAUAUGAUUUUGGGAGAAAAAUUGCAUAUUUUUGGAAUAGUUGGUUGUGUUCUAUGCGUUGUGGGCUCAACAACCAUUGUUCUGCAUGCACCUCAAGAACGUCAAAUUGAGUCUGUAAAGGAACUCUGGGAUCUUGCCACGGAACCUGCAUUCCUCCUAUAUGCAACUUUGGUUAUAGUGGCAGUUGUCAUAAUCAUUGUCCAGUAUGCUCCAAAAUAUGGACAGACUCAUAUAAUUGCUUAUAUUGGAGUUUGUUCACUUGUUGGUUCUAUUGGGGUUAUGAGUGUCCAAGCACUAGGAAUAGCAUUAAAAUUAACAUUCUCUGGGACAAACCAGUUGUUGUAUCCUCAAACAUGGGUCUUUGCAGUUGUCGUAGUGACAUGCGUGUUUACACAAAUGAACUACUUAAACAAGGCUCUUGAUACAUUCAACACAGCAGUUGUAUCACCAAUAUACUAUGUAAUGUUUACAUCACUCACAAUAGUCGCCAGUGUCAUCAUGUUUAAGGAUUGGAAUGGGCAAACUGCAACUCAAAUUAUUACGGAACUCUGUGGGUUUGUGACCAUUUUGUCAGGCACCUUUCUUCUUCACAAAACCAAAGACUUAGUUGAGGUUUCUUCACCAUCUGCGUUUAUGCGAUAUCCUAAAUAUGAUGAAGGGGGAGGCUCCAAUGAAGAAGGCAUUCCUCUUAAGAAUCGAGAAUCCAUGCGAUAGCCAAGAUUACGUUGAUAUCACAGUGUUUUUCUUAAGAGACAUGACAACUAUUGAUCCUUCCUGUUCUACUCGUGGACGACAAUAAGAUGAAGAAAGUGUUUGGCUUGUUAGCUGAUGCAAUAGUUGCUUUACACAUGCUACAUUAAUUUGUACAUAAAACUACUCUAGGACAAAGUGUAAGUGGGAGACCAGGUACCGGUAUAGCAUUCUUGUCAUUGGCAGUGGAACUUCCUCGCGACAUCGAAGCUGACAUCUCCCCAGAACUUAAGGAAAGACUCUCAGGCAGGUGCUUGAAGAAAUUCUCUAUAUAUCUUAGUGAAGUUUGAAAUUGAUGCAUUUAAGAAUAUCUUAUUCUUUUAAAAUGGAGUGAAUCAUAUGGAGCUCUCCCAUUCUUGUACCUAUUUUCCUAAUUUUACUUGUAACAAUCUCCAAAUGAAUGAAAGAUAGGGUAGUUGAUUUUACUGUUGGUCAUCUUUAAGGAAGCUCCAAUUCCUUCAUUUUUUGUUACAGGGUAGACCUUUUUAUUUGGUUUAACUGGUCAUAGAUUAGCCAAAAAAGUAAGUUUGUUCAAGGAUAGCCUUGAUUGGUUAUAUGUCCGGACCUUUUCAGUUUUUAAAUCGAGGAUCUAUCGGAAACAACUUCUACAUCUUCACAAGGUAGGGGUGCAAGGCUGCGUACACACUACACACCAUCUUCUCCGGAUUCCACUUAUGGAUUACAUUGGAUAUAUUGUUAUUCAUGAGUUUUGAAAUACUUUGUUCUGAGUCACUAGAUGCAAGCUCAAGCUCAAAGUGAUGCAACUCUUCAAGCAAGGCAUUCACCCCCUCCUCCCCUGUCUCAAUGUAUCCAUUUAAGCAUGCAAAUUACUUAUAUAGUUCAAAUUGACUCGUAAGAAAAUUUUGUCGCAAAAAAUGAAGAUUUCAAAAUCAUGUUGAUACAAAUAAACUUUGUACGAGUUUGAUCAUGAUUUGCAUUUCUUUCAAAUUA
Messenger RNA from Solanum dulcamara, 2399 nucleotides. Its product is annotated as probable magnesium transporter NIPA4. Gene Ontology annotation, molecular function: magnesium ion transmembrane transporter activity. NCBI's taxonomy places the organism in Eukaryota, Viridiplantae, Streptophyta, Magnoliopsida, Solanales, Solanaceae. Gene Ontology annotation, cellular component: membrane. The transcript is spliced from 9 exons. The record is from RefSeq and is a predicted model, not a curated record. Gene Ontology annotation, biological process: magnesium ion transport. The coding region runs from base 372 to 1412 and encodes 346 amino acids.